Bursaphelenchus okinawaensis is the source of this 1077-nucleotide messenger RNA. Lineage: Eukaryota; Metazoa; Nematoda; Chromadorea; Rhabditida; Aphelenchoididae. The record is from the annotation of a GenBank genome assembly.
AUGGAUAUAAAACCAUUCCAGGAGAUCUCUCAAUCAGGUAAUUAGAUAAAUUUGUUUUUGACUUUGUCUUUAGAUGAAAUUUUAAUUGUCAAUUAAAUCUGUUGCUUUUAUUAUAGUUAAAAUAUAUUCUGGCUAAAUUUGUUGUAGAUAAUUUAGCCGUGGUGUGGUUAAACUCGGACAAAGUCAAAGAACCUCCACAAAGUUGGAUAACAGUUUGGAAUGGAGCUAGAGAGCGGUAUUGUACAGAUGGAGCUGCCAAUAGUCUCGUGGCCUUGUGCCAGACUAACGUAACCAAGUUUCCUACUGUAAUUUCUGGGGAUUUCGACUCAAUUACACAAAGCACUUUACAGUAUUUUAAAGGUAACAUUUGAAAAUUUUAUUAUGGCUGUAGUAGUUGUUCAACUGUUUGAUUUGGUGUUUGCUGUGUUUUAUAUUUCAUUUAUACUGUUUCAGAUAAAGCUGAUAUAAAACACACUCCUGAUCAAGACUAUACAGAUCUCAGUAAAUCACUUUCCCUUAUUACUACAUCCCCAAACUAUGUAAACAAAGAGGUAAGCUAAAAAGUCACAAUACCUUCAUUCAGCUAAAACAACAUCGUUUUAAUCCCUGAUAUCUCUUGUAAAUUUUAUUUAUUAAAACUUUUUUAAAUAAUUAGAUUCCCACUACUUUAAGCUUCAUUUUCAGAUCAAAACCGUCCUUAUUCUCGGCGGACAAAGUGGUCGAUUCGACCAUACCUUAUCUGCCAUCAACUCAAUCCUUUGUUUCCAACGCCAAACCGACUGUAAAACCUCGAUUUACUCAGUAGAUUCCACAAAUCUCACUACCAUUGUUCCUUCUAAAUUUAGAAUAACUGUAGAUCGCAAAAGAAUUACCGGAAAAUGCGGGAUUGUUCCAUUUUGUCAAGCAGAAACACGAAUUACAACAUCUGGAUUCAAAUGGAAUGUGAACAACGAAGUGAUGGCAUUUGGUGGACUGAUAAGCACGUCGAAUGAACUUGUUGAAGAUGUCGUUACUGUUGAUACCUCCGCUCCUGUCAUAUUGACAAUCGAGCUGAAAUCUGGGGAUACUUUUGUUUGA